CUCGGACGGAGUCAGGCCAGGCUUGGCAGGCUGACGAGUCCGAGUCGUGAGUGGCACCUGCCACCUGGAGGAUCAUUGAUGAACCACCUUCCGCAGUCGUGGCAGAGACCACUUUAAGUUUAACACGGUGAUGUGAGAGGAGCUAAGCAGGCGCUGCGAUUCGGCAGAAUUGUCCUAUGGCGAGAGCAUUUCACCUGGCAAAAUACUGCGAGGAUCGACGCGGGAGCGCCACGAAGGUGCAGAAAGCAGAGUCAAUGCGGGGACCUCAGGGGCAUUAAUGGUCAUUAGGACAGAAGCCAUGGCUGCUUCCCUCCUGAGAGCGUCCAAGCUCUUGGGCUUUGGACAAGCACUCAUUGAAAUGGACUGCAGCCUGGUUGCCACAAAGCAGAAUUUUCUGGCGAUCGGCCCACCAGAUGUCUUACACCAGCUGAAGGCCGGUUUUCAUCCAGGCCGUUUGCCACACGGGGCCCUCGUGAGGACGCGUCGAGCAUCUAAGCUAAGGUCCAGGAGUGUCCGGGCAGCAGGCUUCAAGUCGCUGUUCGGUCAGAAGAAUGCGGCGGAGAAAAAGAACAUGGUGGAGAAAAAGAACAUGGUGGAGAAAAGGAAUAUGCUGGAGAAAAGGAAACAAUUACCCAAGCGAGAGGAGCCAGAGGUUCCGAAGAAGACUUUCGAAACAUGGGUUCCAACCGUACAAACGUUCUUUCCCAGCGACGUCACUUUCCCUCCGGCAUACCGGCUUGGGGCAGCGCUUGCAUUGUCAAUCUCGGCGUACAUUUUUGCGAGCGUGACAACCGAAGUCAUCAGGAAAGUGGAGGCCGUUCCGUUCCUGCCCCAACUGGAGUCGCUCCUGGGGGUGCUUUUAAUCACCCAGUUCGUGUCAAAAUAUUUGGCAGCAGACUCCGGCAAAGCCCGCCUCGAGUCGCUGGUCGAGGGAAUCGUGGAGAAGGUCGGAGGGCAGGACCUGGAAGAAGGCGAAGAAGUGGGGCCGCGCAUGCUGGAGGUCCAACUGCGCUCGCUGCUAGACUCCCAGGUCCCUGUUAGCCAGAGCUCUCAAUCCGAGAACUCGAAGGCCACCCUACUGAAGCAGACGCUUGUCACCUCCCUCAUGAGCUUUAUUCUCGAGCGCGAGAGCAAGGCCCGGCGGAUCAAUGCGGUGCUAAGGAAGGAUGUGGAUGAGGAGCGAACUCGUGUUGCCAAGUUGAAACAGGCUGUGGCCCUGUAUGCUGAGAAGGAGGCCUCCUCGCUUGCUGAGCUGGCGCGCCUCACGAGCUCCACCCAAGCGCUGCGCGUCGAGCGGGACGCCGCCCUUGCCAGCAUUGCAUCGCUCAACGCCCGCCUGGAGAACACCACGGGACAGCUGGAGAGUGUGUCGGCAGACAGAAGCAACAUGGAGAAUCUCAACACAGAGCUCAAGUCACGUGUGGCUGCAAUCAUGGCGGAGAACAAGCGGCUCUCCGGCCACGUGUCAACCCUGGAGGAGGUGCAAGAGGAGGUUCUGAGCGAGCUGCGCCUGGUCAAGGACAUCGCGAACGUCACGCUGUCGGACAACCGGACGCUGCAGGAGCGUGUCCAAACGCUGGAGGGCGAGAAGGAGGAGGUGGUGUCCGCGCUCGAACUCGCGCGAAAGCGGCUUGACGAGGCGGAGCGAUACCUGGAGAGGGCUCAGGCCCAAGCCCAAUACGACCUCGAGCAGCUCCGGAACAGCGUCGACGAAGCGGCCGCAGCGGAGCUGGCCGCCGCCCGCGAGGAACUAGAGCGGACGUUUCGCAGCUCCCAGUCCGACGUCGCCGCCCUCGAGAAGAGCCUCGAUACGCUGACCUCCGAAAAGCACGCUCUCGAGGCGAAGCUGAAAAACGUGGAGCGAGUGCACGGAGCGGACGACCUGAGGGUCCAGAUCGAGGAUCUGGAAGACGCCUUAGAUGAGGCACGGGAGCAGCGCGCGGCCGCGAAGGAACGGGUUGCGGUGCUGGAAAACGCGCAAGAGGACGCGCGGAACGACAUCGAUCAGUUGGAAGCGGAGUUAGAGGAUGCGGUGCAGCAGUUGGCGGCGCAGGGGGUGCGGCACCGGGACGAGAUGGAGGCGCGCGUGGCGGGGUAUGAGAAAGAACUAGAGGCGAGAAAGGGCCAGAUUGAGGCGCUUGUGGGGGAGUUGGAGGAGGUGCAGCGGAAGAAGAGAGCGGCGGAGGAAGCUGUGGGUGUUGCCGAGGCGAAGUUGGUGAAGCUGGAAGAGAGCCGGCGGGUGGAGGUUGAGGGGUUGAGGGCUCAGAUCGCGUCGCUGCAGUUGGAAGAUGAGCGGGCAAGAGCAGCGGCUUUCGAGCUGGAAAAGCGGUGGGGGGAACUAGAGCGGCGGGGGAGAGACAGCGCGGAGAAGAGGGACGCGGACGUGGCGGCGCUGUCGCGGGAGCUCGAGCGCGCGCGGGAGAAGCGGCGUCUCGCGGAGCGCCAGCUGGCGGAAGCGCAGGCGGCGCUGGCCGCGAUGGACGGAAUCCGCAAGGAGGAGAUGAAAGCGUUGCGAGCGGAGGCGGAAGCGUGGCAAAAUGCGGAAAGCGCUGCACGACAGUUGGUCAAGAAGCUGGAAGCGCAACUGGAGGACGGGCCCAGUGUGAACGCGUCCCUGGCAGGCUACGAGCAGGAACUAGCAGCCAUGCAGGGGGAGAUUCACCUGCUCGAAGCGAAGCUGGUAAGCGAUGCGGCGGGGUAUCAGCGGGCGAUCGCGGACAAGGAGGGGCAGCUCUCGGAGCUCAGAAUGCAGUUGGAGGGUGCGCAAAGCGAGAGGGGCGAAGCGGUGCAGAGCCUGACGGAAGCGCGGAUGCGUCUGUCGGAGGUAGAGAAGCUCGCCGGGCUCUUGGUAACGAAGCUGGAGGCGCGGAUUGCCGGGCUGGUGGCCGCGGAAUCGAACUCGAAGACCGCGAUCGGCGAACUAGAGAAGCGGCUCGCGGAGGUGAAGUUGGGCGCGACAAUGGACCUGGCGGCCGCGUCGGCGGACUUCGAAGCGCGGCUGCGGGCCAAGGAAGAGCACAUCGAACUGAUGACCGGGCGUUUGGAGACGAUAAAGGCGGAGAAGGAGGACAUCUCGAAAAUGCUCGCGCUGGCCCACGAGGAGCUCGCGGGCGCGAAGAACGGCAGCCCCGAAGAGAUGCAGGCGCUUGAGACGGAGCUUGCCGCGGUCGCGGAGUCGGAGGCGAAGUCGCGGGGCCAAGUGGAAAGCUUAGAACGGCGCUUGACGUCGAUGCUGGAGGAGGUUUCGGAGGGGCGGAAAGCGGCGGAGUCAGCGACUGCCGCGCAGAACGAAGCGGUGAAGAGUUUGGAGGAAGAGCUGGUCGCGUUACGGGAGCAAAAGGUAGAAAUGGCGGAGAAAGUGGUGCAGACGAAAGCGGACCUGGCCGCGCAGGAGGCGGCGUUCGGGACGGAACUCGCGGCGCUGCGAAAGAGUCUGGAGACGCUAGAGCGGUCCGAGGCGGGUGCGCGCGACAGGGCUGCGGAAGUGGAAAGAACUUUGCAGGGUGUAGGGAAAGAAAAGAAGACGUUGGUCGCAGAAGCCGAGGCGGCGCGUGCGAAAGCAAAGAAGCUGAGGGAAGAGGUGGAUGCGUUGCGGGCGUCCAAGGAGGCGGAGCUUUCCGCGGCGAGAAAGGAGAUGGAUGCGACGCGCGGAAAGUUGGAAGCGGCUCUGGCGCAGCUAGCGGCAGCGCACGAGGGGAACAAAGCGCAGCAGGCGCAGGUUACGGCGCUCGAGGGGCGCGUCGCUGAGGUCAUGGUGACGUACGAAGAGGCUCAGGAGACGAUCGAAGAGCUCGGGGCAGCAUUGGAAACGGUAACGGGGGAACGGACUGACUUGAGAGAGAGUGCCGUAGAAAGGGAUCGGGGGGAGAGAGCGGAGAAGAGCGCGGUGGCGGGGAAACUGGACGAGUCGAGGCGACUGCGCGAGGGGCUCGCGCAGGAGAUGCUCGCUCUGCGGGCGAAGCUAGACGGGGCGGAGGCUUUGGCGACAACUAGAGUGGCGGAACUUCAGGCGGAGGUCGCCGCUCUGAGGCAGCAGGAGGACAGCGCUCAAGCGGAGGCGGAGCGGCUGCGCGCCCAGCUGACAGCUGUCACGGUGGGCGCCGAGGAGAAGCUGAAAGAAGUAACGGCGGAAUACGCUUCCGGUCUGCAAGUGAAGGAACGCGAGGUUUGCGACCUGUUGGACACGCUUCGGAUGCUCAAGGCGGAGAAGGACGGGACGUCCGAGGAGCUGAAAAGCGUCCGGAAACGGGUGGGAGAACUAGAGGCGGCGGCGAAAGGCGACGUGGCGGCGCUGCAGGCGCGGAUGAUCCAGCUGGAGGAGGAGCGGCAGGAGGGCGACGCGCAGCUCGCGAGCACGCGCGCGCGCCUCGGGGAGUUGGACGGCGCGCUCCCGCCGAAGAAGGAGCUGGCGGCUGCUGACGUGGCGCGGCUCGAUGGUCUCCUGUCUUCCCUGCGCGGCGAACAGCAGGAGGUGGCGUCGUUGCACGCCACGUUAGAGUCGAAGCUGGCGCGCCUAGCGGAGGAGCGCGAGCAGCAUCUGGCACUGGUGACGCGGCUCGAGGCGCAGCUCGCGGGCAACGAGAGCGACCAGAACACGAGCUUGGCGCUGAUUGCGGAGCUGCGGAGCGAGAUCCAGGCAGCUGAGAAGGGGCCAACAGAGGCGCAGAGAUCGGCGAACGGCCAAAUCGCAGACCUUCAGCAGCGGCUGACUGGUGCCAGCUCGACGCCCGAUACAACCGCACCGAAGCCGCGGGGUCGUCCUAGAAAGGCGGCCACACCAGCAAAGACACCGCUCGCCAAGAUCCCGCAGCCCAGCAAUGACAACGGCUCGGAUGGAGAUAUGCCACCCGAGCUGAAGUCAAGGCUAAUUGCGUAUACUCACGAGGUGCGUGAGCAAUUUGUGGACCUAACUAAAACCGCCAAGGAGCAGAGCGAGGCCGUCCAGAAACUCAUUGAGGCGCUGGUGACGCAAGGCGCCUCAGAGAGCUGGGCCCGAGCGUACGUCAUCCGGAGCAUGUCGUAUGAACGGUCCAAGUUGAGAAAGAAGCGGUGAUGGUUGACGUGUCAAUCUCUCUUUGACUUCACAAAGUGAACGGCUAGUGCCGACGAUUAUCGCUUUUGCGACUCGAUCGAGCCGCAUAAGUUAAUUCAAAGCAAGGAUAAGUAGUGUACACUGGGCUUCAAUAUAUAUAUCGUUACCAAUCCACCUUGGCGCUUUGCCUAUUGCUUUGUCGAGCUGAGCUUGUCUUAUUAUCGCAUAAGGAGCAAGUAGGUCAACCAGUCAAUAUUUGCUUGCUAAGAAAGCAGAGUUGUACUUACGUAGACACUCUGCUGACGAUUGAACAACCUCAAGGAUCUGCUGAAUCAAUGUCAACCUAAAAUCCGUCUUUGUCGAUUUUCCAUGUAUAUCAAAG
Molecule: messenger RNA, 5414 nt
Organism: Klebsormidium nitens
Lineage: Eukaryota; Viridiplantae; Streptophyta; Klebsormidiophyceae; Klebsormidiales; Klebsormidiaceae
Source: the annotation of a GenBank genome assembly